AUCUCUCUCUCUCUCUCUCUCUCUCUCUCUCAAGCAUUUUUCUCAGUUGGAUUGGAAACUGAGUCAACUCGUUAGAUCCCCGAACAUGUCUUCGCCGACAAGUUCCACGACGUCCUACUGGUGUUACAGCUGCACUCGUUUCGUCCGUGCCUGGCCACAAGACAACGGCGCCUACGUCUCCUGCCCGUACUGCGACGGCGGAUUCAUCGAGGAGAUCGAGGCCGCUCCGAGAUCCGAUGAUCACGGCCGUCGUUUCCCUUUGCGGCACGAUUCUCACCGCAGUACGGAUCUCGGUUCAAGGCGGUCUCGUCGGGGUGCCGGCGACAGGUCUCCGUUCAAUCCAGUGGUUGUCCUGCGUGGACCCUCCGAUGGCGAAGAUAAUACGUUCGAGCUUUACUACGAUGACGGUUCCGGAUCCGGACUCAGACCGUUACCCGCUUCCAUCUCGGAGUUUCUUAUGGGUUCGGGUUUCGAUCGCUUGCUCGAGCAGUUAGCGCAGAUCGAGGUAACCGGUUUCGGGCGACCCGAGAACCCGCCGGCUUCUAAAGCAGCCAUCGAGUCGAUGCCAAGAAUAGAAAUCUCGGACAGCCACGUCGGCGCCGAUUUACAUUGCGCCAUUUGCACGGAGGCCUUCGAGAUGGGAGUGGAGGCGCGUGAGAUGCCCUGCAAGCACAUAUACCACGGAGACUGCAUACUCCCAUGGCUGGCGAUGAGAAAUUCAUGCCCCGUUUGCCGCCACGAGCUUCCUACUGAUUCCAACUUGGCGGAGCGAGAAGAAGAAGAGACAGUAGGUCUCACAAUAUGGAGAUUACCAGGCGGUGGUUUCGCCGUCGGAAGAUUUAACGGCGCGAGAAGAGAAGGCGAGAGGGUGUUACCAGUUGUGUUUACAGAGAUGGAUGGUGGGUUCGGUGCCACCGGCGGUCCAAGGAGGGUGUCGUGGGUGGCGAGGAGGAUCGGAAGAAGAGAAAGAACCGGUGGCCCUGGUGGGCUCCGAAGGGUGGUUCGUGGGUUCGUUUCGUUUUUAAGGAGAUUAAGAUCAAAUCGUGAAUCUCCUUCAAGAUCAAUUCGUGGAAGUUUAUCCGAGUCUGUCAGCAGGAGUUUCAGCAGCAACUCGAGCUCUGUUGUUGGAAGGUACUUGAGGAGCGGCAGUAACAGAGCCAGUGUUUUGGAAUGAGAACAUUAAUUUGGAAUAGAGGAAGAAAAUGAAUCAAUCAGAUUAGUUGAAAUUAUUUAUUUAUAACCAAUGUAAAUAGAAGCAAAAAAACUAAAAUUUGAUUUUGAAUCCUUGAUUUGGGUUAAUUAGUUUAUAAAUAUUUGCAGCAAAAAAUAGAAAAAAGUUUCAAUUUUUAUUUUUUGGGGUUUUGGGAGAAGGGGGAAUAUGUGUAUAAUAAGUAGAGAGUUGUUGGCGUAUUAUGGAAAACUUCAUUUUCCAUCUUCAUCAAUAUAUGGAAUUCUGUUUCCAAAUUUCCAUGUGAAGAAA
Molecule: messenger RNA, 1480 nt
Organism: Carica papaya (papaya)
Lineage: Eukaryota; Viridiplantae; Streptophyta; Magnoliopsida; Brassicales; Caricaceae
Gene: RDUF2
Product: zinc finger (C3HC4-type RING finger) family protein
Biological process (GO): protein ubiquitination
Cellular component (GO): cytoplasm
Molecular function (GO): ubiquitin protein ligase activity
Source: RefSeq, a predicted model, not a curated record